Serendipita indica DSM 11827 is the source of this 510-nucleotide messenger RNA. The record is from the annotation of a GenBank genome assembly. Lineage: Eukaryota; Fungi; Basidiomycota; Agaricomycetes; Sebacinales; Serendipitaceae.
AUGACUAUUGCCGUCGGCGAAACUAUUCCAUCCACGACUUUCAAGUAUGUUCCAUACGAUGCAGAGACAGAGUCUAUGGAUGUUUGCGUCGCACCUAUAGGCUAUUCGACUGAGAACUGGGUUGGGAAAAAGGUCCUUGUCGUCUCUGUGCCUGGCGCCUUUACAGGAACUUGCCACCAGAAACACAUUCCUCCUUAUGUGGCCAAAUACGACGAAUUCAAGGCCAAAGGAAUUGAUAUUGUCGCAGUCGUGGCCGCAAACGACGGUUGGGUCAUGCGUGCCUGGGCCAAGACUCUAGGAUUCAAGGACAAGAUCCUUCCUCUCUCAGAUCCUGAGGCGGCCUGGAGCAGGGAGCUCGGCUAUGGUCAGGAUAUGACCAAUGCAGGAAUGGGAAGGCGCACCGGACGUUGGUACCUGCUGUUAGACGACUUGAAGGUGGUUUCCACCGAGGGAGAGUCUGCUCCUGGUGUGACCGUCUCCGGCGCAGAUCAUGUCCUCUCCAAACUCUAG